This is a messenger RNA of Penicillium subrubescens, 2730 nucleotides long. RefSeq names its product chitin synthase class III (gene chsG). Gene Ontology annotation, cellular component: cell septum; cell periphery. The transcript has 4 exons. Gene Ontology annotation, molecular function: chitin synthase activity. NCBI's taxonomy places the organism in Eukaryota, Fungi, Ascomycota, Eurotiomycetes, Eurotiales, Aspergillaceae. The record is from RefSeq and is a predicted model, not a curated record. The coding region runs from base 1 to 2730 and encodes 909 amino acids.
AUGGCCUACCAAGGGUCUGGCGCGCAUUCGCCCAAGUACGAGAGCCAUCAAGAUGCUCCCGCUCAAUAUCGGGAGGAUGAAGAUGCCUCGCACGGAUUGUUGUCCCACCAGCAGGGUCCCUUUGCGACCCCUUUUGAUGACCCGCACUCUCGAGGGGUCUCUCCCGUGCGCCCGGCUUCGGGAUACAGUCUGACCGAGACUUAUGCCUCGGAUUCAGCCCCCGGCUACCAUGAUCCCUAUGCGACGGGCUCUGUCUACUCGGGCCAGUCGGAGAGUCCCGCAGCUGCCUUUGGCGUCCCCGGCCGCGUUGCCUCACCUUACGCUCGCAGCGAGACCUCGUCCACCGAGGCCUGGCGCCAGCGACAAGCUCCUGGAGGUGGAAACCCCGGUGGUGGUAACCUGCGCCGUUAUGCCACCCGUAAGGUGAAGCUGGUCCAGGGUUCCGUCCUGAGUGUCGAUUAUCCCGUGCCCAGUGCCAUUCAAAAUGCCAUACAGGCUAAAUACCGCAACGACCUUGAGGGUGGCAGCGAAGAGUUCACUCACAUGCGAUACACCGCUGCGACUUGCGAUCCCAACGAGUUUACCCUUCACAAUGGCUACAAUCUGCGUCCCGCCAUGUACAACCGUCACACCGAGCUGCUCAUUGCCAUUACCUACUAUAACGAGGACAAGACCCUGACCUCGCGUACCCUGCACGGUGUCAUGCAAAACAUCCGCGAUAUCGUCAACCUCAAAAAGUCCGAGUUCUGGAACAAGGGUGGUCCUGCGUGGCAGAAGAUCGUCGUGGCCCUCGUGUUCGACGGUAUCGACCCUUGCGACAAGGACACUUUGGAUGUCCUGGCCACCGUUGGUAUCUACCAGGAUGGUGUCAUGAAGCGCGAUGUCGACGGCAAGGAGACCGUGGCCCACAUUUUCGAAUACACAACUCAGUUGUCCGUGACGCCGAGCCAGCAACUGAUCCGACCCACCGACGAUGGCCCGAGCACCCUGCCCCCUGUUCAGAUGAUGUUCUGUCUCAAGCAGAAGAACAGCAAGAAGAUCAACUCUCACCGUUGGCUGUUCAACGCUUUCGGUCGUAUUCUCAACCCCGAGAUCUGCAUCUUGCUCGAUGCCGGAACUAAGCCUGGUCCUAAGUCUCUCCUGUCCCUCUGGGAGGCCUUCUACAAUGACAAGGAUCUCGGUGGUGCCUGUGGUGAAAUUCACGCCAUGUUGGGUAAGGGCUGGCGGAACCUGGUGAACCCGCUGGUGGCGGCGCAGAACUUCGAGUACAAGAUUAGUAACAUUUUGGAUAAGCCUCUGGAGAGUUCUUUCGGUUACGUGUCCGUGCUGCCCGGUGCUUUCUCUGCCUAUCGAUUCCGCGCGAUCAUGGGUCGUCCGCUCGAGCAGUACUUCCACGGUGAUCACACCCUGUCGAAGCAGCUGGGUAAGAAGGGUAUCGAGGGUAUGAACAUUUUCAAGAAGAACAUGUUCUUGGCCGAGGAUCGUAUCUUGUGUUUCGAGUUGGUCGCCAAGGCCGGCUCCAAGUGGCAUUUGUCUUACGUCAAGGCCUCCAAGGCCGAGACUGACGUGCCCGAAGGUGCCGCUGAGUUUAUCUCGCAGCGUCGUCGUUGGUUGAACGGUUCGUUCGCCGCCGGUAUUUACUCGCUGAUGCAUUUCGGCCGUAUGUACAAAUCUGGCCACAACAUCAUUCGCAUGUUCUUCUUGCACAUUCAGAUGCUGUACAAUAUCUUCAACACCAUUCUCACCUGGUUCUCCCUGGCCUCCUACUGGUUGACCACCACUGUCAUUAUUGACUUGGUCGGCACUCCCAGUCCGAGCAACGGCGACAAGGCUUUCCCCUUCGGCAAAACCGCUACCCCCAUUGUCAACACCAUCGUCAAGUAUGUAUACUUGGGUUUCCUGCUGCUCCAGUUCAUCCUUGCCCUGGGUAACCGUCCCAAGGGUUCCAAGUUCUCGUACCUGGCUUCCUUUGUCGUCUUCGGUAUCAUCCAGGUGUACAUCGUCGUGGAUUCGUUGUACCUGGUGAUUCGUGCCUUUACCGGCGGCGCCCCGAUGGAUUUCGUCACCAACGACGGCGUGGGAGCUUUCCUCAAGUCUUUCUUCUCCUCGUCUGGUGCUGGUAUCAUUAUCAUUGCCCUGGCUGCCACCUUCGGACUUUACUUUGUCGCCUCCUUCAUGUACGCUGACCCGUGGCACAUGUUCACCUCGUUCCCCGCCUACAUGGUCCUACAGUCCUCGUACAUCAACAUCCUCAACGUCUAUGCCUUCAGCAACUGGCACGAUGUGUCUUGGGGUACCAAGGGUUCCGACAAGGCUGAUGCGCUGCCCUCUGCCAAGACCACCAAGGACGAAGGCACGAAAGACGCAGUCAUAGAGGAAAUUGAUAAACCGCAGGCCGAUAUUGACAGUCAGUUUGAGGCUACCGUCAAGCGCGCGCUGACCCCUUUCGUUGCUCCCGUUGAGCAUGAUGAGAAGUCCCUGGAGGAUUCGUACAAGAGCUUCCGUACGCGUCUCGUCACCUUCUGGAUUUUCAGCAAUGCCUUCCUGGCUGUGUGUAUUACUAGCGAGGCAGUUGACAAGUUCGGUUUCACGAACACUGCCACCACUCGUACCGCUCGUUUCUUCCAGGCCCUCCUGUGGUCCAACGCCGUCAUGGCCCUGUUCCGCUUCAUUGGUGCCUGUUGGUUCUUGGGUCGCACUGGUAUCAAGUGCUGCUUCGCCCGCCGGUAG